AUAUAUCAUACACUCACUAUCAAGUAUUCAUACAGCAAUUCCCAGUGAAUCCAAAAAUUGCCGACCUUGAUCCAAGACCUUUGAUCUUUGGAAGCCUGUCCGAUGGCCUCCAGUCGUCAUGGCCCUCUCCCCUUUCAAACCCGUCCGCUUCCCUAGCUCCGGACUCGGCCUCCAAGCCCAAUACUGCCCCUUCGUUCGCCCGUCGACGCUCGACGAAAAGUCCUUUGCUUCUCGAUGGCACCCCAACGUCUUCGCCGUCCGGGAUAAAUACUCAGACAUACGCCCCGACGUCCUCACGUGGCGGGUGGUCUCCGCCACGAGCCACAAACUCGUCCCGAAAGCCGUGAUGCGCAACCGCCUGAAAAGAAGAUGGGCCAACGCCUUCGCGGACAGCAUGAGGAACAACGGCCUCCACACCACGGGCAAGCCUCUCUCGGGGUCCAAAGAUGCCAAAACCGCCCCGGCAAAGUUACAAGGGACGCUCGAGAUGCUCAUCUUCAGUGCAUCGGGAAUCGAUGCGUCCUACGACAAGCUCGUCAGUACCACGGAUGUUCUGGUCAAGACGUUGCUGCGUGGAGACGCCAAGUUCAGCCCUGAAUCGUGGCCGAAGCCUCAACCUGUUUACGGUGGACGGAAAGAUAGAGCUGAUUCGAGAUGGUCCAUUGUUGCGCCCUUGAAAUAACAUUUCAGAAGAAAGAACAAAAAAUAUGUUCAAGGCCAAACACAGAUAUACGGACCGAUCUACCGAGUACUGUACGGAAUACUGUAAGACUAGCAACUACCAAGUGAUACCCCUGUACAAUGAGAAUCUCAAAUUGAUACAAAAAUUCUACAAUUCUGCAAUUCAACGAGACUG
This is a messenger RNA of Exophiala oligosperma, 856 nucleotides long. RefSeq lists its product as uncharacterized. Bases 119 to 682 code for a protein of 187 amino acids. NCBI's taxonomy places the organism in Eukaryota, Fungi, Ascomycota, Eurotiomycetes, Chaetothyriales, Herpotrichiellaceae. The record is from RefSeq and is a predicted model, not a curated record. The transcript has a single exon.